AUGAGCAGUCGAACUACGAAUAGCUCAAGGCUUGAUGAGUCAAUCCGUUCAAGUCAAAAGGAAACACAGAACUAUUGGGGAUUUGCAAAUUUCCCGAAUCAAGUUUUCCGUCGAGCAGUCAAAAAUGGAUUCGAUUUCACUUUGAUGGUCGUUGGACGAAGUGGUCUUGGAAAAUCAACAUUUAUCAACACUUUAUUCCUUGCUGAAAUCAACAAUCUGAGUGAGCAAGACUUGAUUUCCACAGAAGCCCAUCCUUCAACUGUUCGUGUUGAAGAGAAACUGGUGAAAUUAGUGGAAAACAGUGUGACACUUCAAUUGACACUUGUCGAUACACCAGGUUUCGGAGAUGCUGUGAAUAAUUCGAAGUGCUGGGAGCCGAUAGUCAACUACGUGGAAAGCAAGUUCUUCGAGCAAUUCUGCGAGGAAACCCGAAUCGAUCGUCAAGAAAAAAUUGUUGACAAAUGUGUCCAUCUUUGUCUUUACUUCAUCGAACCGUCUGGUCAUGGACUCAAAGCUAUCGACAUAGAAUUGAUGAAACAUAUCCAUGGUCGUGUUAACAUAGUCCCAGUUAUCGCUAAAGCUGAUUGUCUGACUCGCGAAGAGCUUCGUCGUUUCAAGGAACAAAUCGUGAAAGAUGCUGAGGCAGCCGAAAUCAAACUCUAUAAGUUCCCAGAGCUGGAAGAUCCAACGGCCGACAAGGCAACCGCUGAUAAAUUGCGAAAGAUCCUUCCAUUCGCGAUUAUUGGAUCGAACUCGCUGAAAGAACAACAUGGACGUCGAAUUCGGUACAGAGAAUACCCAUGGGGAACUGUGGAAGUGGAGAAUAUGGAGCAUAAUGAUUUUUUGACACUUCGUGAUAUGAUUAUUCGAACCAAUUUGAUUGAUAUGAUUGAUGUUACUCGCAAUGUGCAUUAUGAGAACUUCCGAUUCCGUCAAAUGGAAGGUCUCCCGAAAAACGAAAAGAAUCGUGAUCCUUUCACCCAUUUCGAAGAAGAAAGACGACAAAAAGAGCGAGACUUGACUGACAAACGAGCGAUGCUCGAGAAGGUAUUCAACGAGAAAACCACGGCUCGAACCCACAGAAAUAAUGAGAGAAUGUCGGCUCUGGAAGAAGCGGAACAACAACACAAAUUGAAAAUGGAGGCGAAACGCGCUGAAAUUCAUCGUCUCCGUCAUGAGAUUGCUGAUCUUCGCAGCGGGAAUCUGUCCUCAUCUCAGACGUCGUUGUCGAUGUACAACGAAAACAAUCAAUCCCAGAAUUCGACGAUGAAUUCUACAGCCAAAUCAAGUCCACCACACAAUGGCUCGUCAUCAACUUCCGGAACAAUGAAAAAAAGAAUCGGCGGACUGGGAAUCUUCAAUCGCAACUGA
Messenger RNA from Caenorhabditis remanei, 1371 nucleotides. RefSeq lists its product as uncharacterized. Gene Ontology annotation, cellular component: septin ring; septin complex; cell division site. The transcript has 5 exons. Lineage: Eukaryota; Metazoa; Nematoda; Chromadorea; Rhabditida; Rhabditidae. Bases 1 to 1371 code for a protein of 456 amino acids. The record is from RefSeq and is a predicted model, not a curated record. Gene Ontology annotation, biological process: cilium assembly; cytoskeleton-dependent cytokinesis. Gene Ontology annotation, molecular function: GTP binding; GTPase activity; molecular adaptor activity.